Molecule: messenger RNA, 2913 nt
Organism: Hordeum vulgare subsp. vulgare (domesticated barley)
Lineage: Eukaryota; Viridiplantae; Streptophyta; Magnoliopsida; Poales; Poaceae
Exons: 4
Source: RefSeq, a predicted model, not a curated record
AUGUACAGUGAUCGACGUCGUCCCGAAUUCCUUAAUGGCAUGCAUAGUUUUCUCAAUGUGGCUGAGAAAAACAGGCAGAAUGGAUUUAUUUUUUGUCCAUGUAGAAAAUGCGAGAAUAAGAGGAAUUUCCCUAACUCAAGAACCAUACACACCCACCUGUUGCAAGAAGGCUUCAUGCCAAGUUAUUUUUGUUGGACCAAGCACGGAGAAAGAGGGUUUGUAAUGGAAGACAAUGAAGAAGAAGAGGAUAAUGAUAACUAUCCUAUGUUCGGUGAACACGGUGAUACUGAAAUGGGGGAAGACGAGCCUGAACUUGAGGACAUUGUUGAUGAGUCUGAUGAUGAUCUUCGUCAGGUCAUUCGUGAAGAACAGAUAAACUGCGGAAGUGAAAACGAGAGGUUGAAGUUGGAGCGCAUGUUAGAAGAUCACAAAAAAUUGUUGUACCCAAAUUGCGAAGAUGGCCAGAAAAAGCUGGGCACCACCCUGGAAUUGCUGCAAUGGAAGGCAGAGAAUGGAAUAUCUGACAAGGGAUUUGAAAAGCUGCUGAAAAUAAUGAAGAAGAUGCUUCCAAGAGAUAACGUGCUGCCCUGCAGUACGUACGAAGCAAAGAAGGUUGUCUGCCCUCUAGGAUUGGAAGUGCAUAAGAUACAUGCAUGCAUCAAUGACUGCAUCCUCUACCGCGGUCAGCACGAGAAUUUAAAUGCCUGCCCGGUAUGCGGUGCAUUUCGGUAUAAGAUCAGGCGAGAUGACCCUGGUGAUGUUGAGGGCGACGACCGCCCCAGGAAGAGGGUUCCUGCCAAGGUGAUGUGGCAUGCUCCUAUAAUACCACGGUUGAAACGUUUGUUCCGAAACAAAGAGCAUGCCAAGUUGCUGCGAUGGCACAAAGAAGACCGGAGGGAAGACGAUAUGCUGAGACAACCCGCUGAUGGGUCGCAGUGGAGAAACAUCGACGAUAAGUACGAGGACUUUGCACGUGACCCAAGAAACUUAAGGUUUGGUCUAAGUACAUAUGGCCUGAAUCCGUUCGGGGAGCAGAGCCCGUCGCAACCCGGCAACAACAUUGAUGUGUACCUGAGGCCACUGGUUGAUGAACUUUUAGAUUUAUGGGCUGACGAAGGUGUACGUGUGUGGGACGAGUACAAACAGGAGGAAUUUGACCUACGAGGGUUGCUGUUUGUAACCAUCAAUGAUUGGCCCGCUCUUAGUAACAUCUCAGGACAGUCAAACAAGGGAUACAGCGCAUGCACACACUGUUUAGGCGAGACUGAAAGUAUACAUAUAGGCAAGAAUGUGUACCCGGGGCAUCGUCGAUUUCUUCCAGACAGGCAUCCCGUAAGAAAGAAAGGAAAGCAUUUCAAAGGCGAGGCAGGUACACGGAGGAAGCCAACCCUCCCUAAAGGUACUGAUAUAUAUGACAUGGUCAAAGAUAUAAAAGUAAUCUUUGGUAAGGGUCCUGGCGCACAAUCUGUUCCGAAUGACGCCGACAACCACGUAGCCAUGUGGAAGAAGAAAUCUAUAUUCUGGGAACUACCCUAUUGGAAAUUUCUAGAGGUUCGCUCUGCGAUCGACGUGAUGCACGUGACGAAAAAUAUUUGCAAUUUAAAAGGUCUUGCCAGCUAUGCUCUUACCAAGGAAGAGAAGGACAUCUUUUUCCAAGUCCUGAGCAGUAUCAAGGUCCCGUCUGGCUACUCGUCGAACAUAAAAGGAAUACUAAACCUGGAAGAGAAAAAGUUCCAAAACCUAAAGUCUCAUGACUGCCACGUGAUCAUGACCCAGUUACUUCCGAUUGCAUUGAGGGGGCUUCUGCCAGAAAACGUGCGAGUACCCAUUGUGAAGCUCUGUGCAUUCCUCAACGCAAUUUCUCAGAAGGCAAUCGAUCCAGCAACACUACCAAGUUUACAGAAGGACGUGGUCCAAUGUCUUGUCAGCUUCGAGUUGGUGUUCCCACCAACCUUCUUCAAUAUUAUGACGCACCUCAUAGUUCACCUAGUCCAAGAGAUUUCCGUUCUCGGUCCUGUAUUCUUACACAAUAUGUUCCCCUUUGAGAGGUUCACGGGAGUCUUGAAGAAUUAUGUUAAAAACCGUGCUAGGCCAGAAGGAAGCAUGGUCAAGGGCUAUGGAACAGAGGAGGUCAUUGAGUUUUGUGUUGACUUUAUUCCUGACCUGAACCCGAUCGGUGUUCCUCAGUCGCGCCAUGAGGGGAGACUGCGUGGAAAAGGCACGCUAGGAAAGAAAUCAACAACAUGUAUGGACGAGCAAUCUUUCACUCAAGCACACUACACAGUUCUAGUUAAUUCCAGCUUGGCGGCUCCAUAUAUCCAUGAACACAAGGAUAUUUUACGGCAACCAUCUUCGACUGUAUUGACCUUUAAAGGGUACGAGAUAAAUGGUAACACAUUUUACACGGCAGACCAAGAUAAAAAGAGCAUCAACCAAAACAGUGGCGUCCGGUUUGAUGCAAAAGACGACAAUGGGCAAAGGGUCACAUACUAUGGUUACAUAGAGCAGAUAUGGGAACUUGACUACGGACCUUCCUUUAAGGUCCCUUUGUUCUGGUGCAAAUGGUUCAACCUGUCAGGCGUGAAGGUAGACCCGAAGUACGGAAUGACAACAGUGGAUCAGAAGAAUCUUGGGUACGGCAAUGAUCAAUUCGUCCUAGCCAAUGAUGUGGCUCAAGUUUUCUAUGUGAAGGACAUGUCUAGCAGACCGAGAAAAAGAAAAGAUAAGGAAGCGAAUACAUCAGACGAUGAGCCAAGGCGCCACAUAGUUCUUUCAGGGAAAAGAAACAUCGUGGGAGUCGAGGACAAGACAGACAUGUCAGAAGAUUACAAUAAAUUUGAUGAAAUUCCUCCCUUCAAAGUCAAAGAUGAUCCAAGCAUCCCGUUAAAUGAUGAAGAUAGUCCAUGGUUACGG